AACGGAGAAAUGCUGGUGUGGGAGUAAGAUCACGAACAGGCUAUAGUAAUAACGCAUUCGUGUUUUUAUGGUGUUAUUUAUAUACUGCACGUAACGCCAAUUAAAAUCAACAGUACAGUGUAUUACAUCUAAGUAUAUAUCUAAUUGGAUUUUGAUCCAAUUCUGACGUCAUGAUUUUUCCUGACAACGCCUAUGAUACUAUGUUGUCUUUUAAUUCCCAGUAUUGCUCUGUUGUCUCUGGUCAGUCUUACGUCUACUCAGACACUUGCUAUGGCAAUCGUACAACGAAUGACUCUGCAAAUUUCAAUGGCGUCUUCAAUCCUUUAUCAGAACCAGCAUCUCAGCCUUCAGAGUGUGCCGUGUCUGUACAAACAAGUCCAUUCCAGCCGAACUGUUUGUGGUCAGUGUCUGGUAAUAUGGACUGUAAACCAUUGACAGUUCUAGAAGAAAUAGAUACUUCUGUAAAAAUCCCAGGCCAAAUGAACCAGUGUGUAUCGUUUGAAAACGAACAGUCUAAGAUAUCAAAGUGUCAUCGUUUCUCAGACUUACCGACCACAUAUAACUUCCGACAACAUACUUUAUCCUACGCUUCAAACGGUGCUUCUCACACCACUGUCUCACCUUUUACUGGGGGCUCAGGCGAUGGCUGCAAUGAAAUCUCUCCUACACCGCCUAACUUCCGAUCAUGGAUGGGCGUAGAAUCCAGUAGUCAACCAUCGUCAAGACGUGGUCCCUUCGAAUGGGCCAGAACUUUACCGGAAAAACAAGGCUAUCUUUCAACAGGUAGAACAAGGACUAGGGACAAGUAUAGAGUAGUUUACACUGACCAGCAACGGUUGGAACUCGAGAAAGAGUUCCAUUACAAUCGUUACAUUUCCAUCCGUCGGAAGACGGAAUUGGCUGCUAUGGUGGGCCUUUCCGAAAGACAAGUAAAGAUCUGGUUCCAAAACCGACGAGCAAAAGAACGGAGAAAUUUCAGGAAACAAGAGGAAAUAUUGCAAAAACAAAUACAUCCUAGAGAAGUACAAGAACAGUUUCAAGGAUACGGUUCCAACACCUACUUUUCUCCCUCAGUUUUAACAGUGCAGGGAUCCAAGACUUGUUUGUAUGCUAAUUAAGUAGUUUGAUGUUUUUACCACAGAUAAAAGAUCAUGAUCUUUAAUUUAAUAUAUCUUAAAUAGUUUUGUAUCUCAUUUAUACAAAUUGUGAAUAAGAACUAACGUACAAUGAAACAAUAUCAUACAUCACCAUGUUGACCUAAUUCGGACGUGUGAUUCCUACACAGUUAUAGGAAGCUCUCUGUUACUGCAAUAUCGACAUUCAAGCUUAUUAGUUUCGUGUGUUAAUGGGAAUACAAGUUCGUAAGACGAAAUUUGAAACUAAUCUGCUAUUUUAGAUUGCAACUAACACAUGAUGUUGAUUUGGCCAAUAAGUUUUUUGAAAAGAAAACGAAUAGCAGAUUCAAUUAUGUAUUUUGGUAUUUACGUAAGAAACCUUUUGAUUUGUUUUACUUUAUGUUUUUAUCGUG
Molecule: messenger RNA, 1528 nt
Organism: Limulus polyphemus (Atlantic horseshoe crab)
Lineage: Eukaryota; Metazoa; Arthropoda; Merostomata; Xiphosura; Limulidae
Product: homeobox protein CDX-1-like
Exons: 2
Coding region: 171-1118 (315 amino acids)
Biological process (GO): embryo development; cell differentiation; animal organ morphogenesis
Cellular component (GO): nucleus
Molecular function (GO): RNA polymerase II transcription regulatory region sequence-specific DNA binding; DNA-binding transcription factor activity, RNA polymerase II-specific
Source: RefSeq, a predicted model, not a curated record